This is a messenger RNA of Solanum stenotomum, 763 nucleotides long. RefSeq lists its product as uncharacterized. The record is from RefSeq and is a predicted model, not a curated record. NCBI's taxonomy places the organism in Eukaryota, Viridiplantae, Streptophyta, Magnoliopsida, Solanales, Solanaceae. The coding region runs from base 78 to 593 and encodes 171 amino acids. The transcript has 3 exons.
AUAGAGAGACCAACUAUACAUAAGCUUCACCAUCCUAUACAUAAUUUCAAGUAUCAUAGUUAAGUUUAGUGGGUAAAAUGGGCUCUAAGACAUUUAUGUUCCUUGGCCUUUUUUUGGCCAUUUAUGUAAUGAUAAGCUCUGAGGUUGUAGCUAACGAGUUUACUGAGACUUCAGAAGAGAAGUCAAAAAAAUCCAAUAACAAGAAUGUAGUACAUGAAGACCAAUUUGGUGGCGGAUACCCCGGCGGUGGCGGUGGAUACCCUGGCGGUGGUGGUGGAUACCCCGGUGGUGGUGGUGGAUACCCUGGUGGUGGUGGUGGCGGCUACCCUGGUGGUGGCCGCGGUGGUGGUGGCUACCCUGGCGGCGGUCGUGGUAGAGGCGGAUAUCCCGGUGGCGGCCGCAGGGGAUACCCUGGCGGUGGUCGCGGACGUGGUGGAUAUCCUGGCGGCGGACGUGGUGGCGGUGGAUACCCCGGCGGUGGACGUGGUGGCGGUGGAUACCCUGGCGGCGGACGUGGCGGCGGUGGUGGUGUAGGAUAUUGCCGCAAUGGUUGUUGCAACGGCAAUAACUAUGAGUGCUAUAGUUGCUGUUAAUUAUGGGGAGCAAUAAAUAUUUGUAAUGGCAAAGAUGUAAUACUAGUGAUUAAAACUCUUCCUACUUUAAUUUAAUUUCUACAACUUUUUGUAAGAAUUAUGAAAUAAAAAGUCAUCAUGUAUGUAACGUUUGUUAAUUAUGCUAUGCUGUGAGACAAUAUUUUCCCUAA